This is a messenger RNA of Nematostella vectensis (starlet sea anemone), 8332 nucleotides long. Its product is annotated as unconventional myosin-VIIa. The record is from RefSeq and is a predicted model, not a curated record. The coding region runs from base 303 to 6899 and encodes 2198 amino acids. Gene Ontology annotation, cellular component: myosin complex; cytoskeleton. Gene Ontology annotation, molecular function: ATP binding; protein binding; cytoskeletal motor activity. NCBI's taxonomy places the organism in Eukaryota, Metazoa, Cnidaria, Anthozoa, Actiniaria, Edwardsiidae. The transcript is spliced from 53 exons.
CACGGGUCGGGUCACUUUUCAAACUUUAAGGGAUUUCGAACUCCAUCACGACAGGUUGGACUAAAAACGCUACCAGGAAACAUCACUUCCGUUCCUAUCCUUAACCCCAGAUUCCCCUGAAGGCUUCUAUGGACGCCGAUGCGUUUAAUGCUUGAAGGAUUUUCUAUAAUGUUCGAGAAUAGCACGAUCCGAAUCGGCGUUCGUUUUGACACAUGAAAUUUACGGCGCGAAAUUUCAUCCGAAUUUGUUGACAAGUUGGAUUUAGUGUAUACUUAAAUGCUGUAUUUUUACUACAAUUCAAGAUGGUUAUAGUCACAAAGGGAGAACAUGUCUGGCUUGACAAUUCACAGGGCGGAGAAUUUGAUGUGCCAAUUGGGGGACUGGUCAAAAUGGCCGACACAGGCCAAGUACAGAUUAUUGACGAUGAAGGCAAAGAGCACUGGAUAAAGACAACAAAUGCAACUAAACUAAGAGCUAUGCACCCAACUAGUAUUGGUGGAGUUGAAGACAUGAUUCAUCUAGGAGAUCUAAACGAAGCUGGAAUUCUACAUAACCUGUAUAAAAGAUAUUACAAACAUCAGAUUUAUACAUAUACUGGCUCUAUCCUGGUAGCAGUGAAUCCAUAUCAACUGUACCCAAUCUAUGAUGCCGAAUACAUAGCAAAGUAUAAGGGAAAGAAGCUAGGCGACCUCCCUCCUCAUAUAUUUGCAAUUGCUGAUAAUGCCUACACAUUCAUGAAGAGAGAGUUACAUGACCAGUGUGUAAUAAUUAGUGGAGAGAGUGGAGCCGGCAAGACAGAGUCCACCAAGCUCAUUCUACAAUACCUUGCUGCUGUCAGCGGCCAACAUUCAUGGAUAGAACAGCAAAUCUUGGAAGCUAACCCCAUCCUCGAAGCGUUUGGUAAUGCAAAGACGAUACGCAAUGAUAACUCCAGUCGGUUUGGCAAAUACAUUGAUGUGCACUUUAACAAGCAUGGGUCUAUUCAGGGUGCUAAGAUUGAGCAGUACCUUCUGGAAAAAUCUAGAAUUGUCCAUCAGAUGCUGGACGAGAGGAAUUACCACAUCUUUUAUCGAAUGCUUGCGGGAAUGACACCCAAAGAGAAGGCUCUCCUCGGCCUGACAGAUGUAGCAGAUUAUUACUACCUGACACAAGGCAACUGUAUCACAUGUGAGGGCAUGAACGACGCUGAGGAAUUUGCCAUCAUUAGAGGGGCAAUGAAGGUGCUGAUGUUUAACGAAGUCGAAAUGAUGGACAUCUUCAAACUGGUCGCUGCCAUACUGCACAUGGGUAACUUGGAGUUUGAAGGAACGGAAAGAAAGACAGUAGACGCAUGUGACAUCGCCGACGAGGAUUUAGGAGAUAUCAUUUCGAAACUGUUGGAGACACCCCUGGAGCAAAUGAAGGUAGCGUUCACGAGCAAGUCGACAUUCGCUCGCGGUGAGAUGAUAUUCACUCCGGUCAGUAAAGACAAGGCCAAGGAUAUCAGAGAUGCCUUCUGCAAGGGAAUCUACGGCCGAGUCUUUGUUUGGAUCGUCAACAAAAUCAACAAGGCUAUUUACAAACCUAUGAAACCCGGCGCUGGGCAGACAUCUAUAGGAGUUCUUGACAUAUUCGGUUUUGAAAACUUCGACACCAACAGCUUUGAGCAGCUGUGCAUCAAUUAUGCUAACGAGCAUCUUCAGCAGUUCUUCGUAAAACACAUCUUCAAGUUGGAACAGGAGCAGUACGACAAAGAGGGAAUCCGCUGGCAGCACAUUUCGUUCGUAGAUAACCAGAUGAUCCUGGACCUGCUGGCCCAGAAACCCAUGAACAUCGUUGCCAUUGUCAACGAGGAGAGCAGGUUCCCAAAGGGCACAGAUACCACAAUGCUUCAGAAGCUCCAGUCGAACCACAAUGAUAGUAGCCUCUACAUCCCUUCCAAGAACUCAUUCGACAUGUCCUUCGGUGUGCGGCACUUUGCCGGGACUGUAUACUACGAUUCCAGAGGUUUCCUGGAAAAGAAUCGUGACACGUUCAGCGCGGAUCUGGUCGAUCUUGUAGGCAGCAGUAAGUCGAAGUUUUUGCUGGAAAUCUUCUCAAAAGAACGUACCAUGGGAGAGGAGACACGCAAGAGAUCACCUGCCUUAGGCGCGCAGUUCAAGAAGUCUUUAGAUCUUCUGAUGAAGACGUUGUCGAGGUGUCAUCCAUUCUUCGUGCGCUGCAUCAAACCCAAUGACUACAAGAAACCCAUGAUGUUUGACCGAUUAUUGUGCUGUCGCCAGCUUCGCUAUUCCGGAAUGAUGGAAACGAUAAGAAUACGAAAGGCUGGCUACCCUAUUCGGCACACCUUCGCCGAGUUCAUCGACCGGUACUACAUGCUCUCGCCCGAUCCCGUACAGAAAAACCUUGAUGUGAGCGGACUCAAGAAAGCCACAAACAACAUUGCCGUGAAAUACCUUAGCAACUCGGACUGGCAGCUUGGAAAGACCAAGAUAUUUCUUAAGGAUGCGCAAGACCAGCAGCUUGAGGAGCACCGGGACCGACUCCUCACCAGUCGUGCCAUCCUCAUUCAGAAGGUGGUUCGAGGCUUCCUGACCAGGAAGGUCUACCUACGCAUGCGUAUGGGAGCGGUGAUGAUUCAGAAGACUUGGAAGGGACACCACCAGCGACAGAAAUACCAAAAGAUCCUUCAGGGCUAUGCUCGGCUCCAGGCCCUCUACCGCACGCGCGUAAUCUCGGCUAAGUACCAGACCCUUCGCAGCCGGGUAUGCAUUUUCCAGGCAUACUGUCGAGGCUUCCUCGCCAGGAGGGAUUACGUCACGCGUAUUAACAGCGUCAUCAAGAUUCAGUCUGGAGUGCGCAUGGUUCUCGCAAAGAGGACCGCUCAAGGGCUACGAGUAGAGAAAAAGAAGCGGGAGGAAGCAGAGCGGAUCAGACGGCGACAAGAGGAAGCCUUGCGAGAGGCCAUGGCGGGCGACGAGGCGAGGAUUUUAGCUGACCGUCUAUAUCAGGAGAGGCUGAAGCAGAUGGAGGAAGAGAAGAAGAGGGAAGAGAUGCUGAAUGCGGAACAGGCUCAGCGCAAGAAGCGAGAGAUCGAGAUUGCUGAAGAGAAGGCGAGGAAACGACGCGAGGAUGACGUGGAUGACAAGCAAAUGGUCGAUGAGAUGUUCGGAUGGUUGGAAGAUACAAAGACGAAUGCUGAGAACCUACCCGCGCCCCCAUCUGCUUUCAAGGACCUUGAUCAUCACCAAGAACCGACUAUUUCUACCGAGGACACACUUGCAAUGCCACUGAAAGAACCAGCUGAGGACGUGUCCGAGUACAAAUUCUCCAAAUUCGCGGCGACAUAUUUCCAGGGUGGGGCCACACCGGGGUACAUCAGACGCCCCCUCAAGCAGUCACUCCUGCCCCUCAACUCAGAGGCCGACAGUAUGGCCGCUUUAGCCGUGUGGAUCACGAUUCUCCGGUUCAUGGGUGAUCUUCCUGAGCCCAAGUUCAUAACCUCCAGCGUCGAUAACAAGGAUAACACGUCUGUCAUGACGAAGAUCUACGACACGUUUGGCAGAAAGUUCGGCAAGAAGGGACUUGAAGGAGUGCAAGACCUUCAGAAUUCCACGACUACGUCACGUGAUCGCGAGCGUGAAAAGGAGAAGGACACGUUACGCAAGAGAAUCGUUUCGUUAACGCUCAAGAGGAAAUCAAAGAUUACCAAGGACGUGACCGCGAGGCUGAAGGAGGCCGAUGAGAGCGGUACCCUCAGUGAUGGGUAUGGACCGCUGUCCGCUCAAGACAAGCCCACAACUAACCUAGAGAAGCUGCACUUUAUCAUCGGUCACGGCAUCCUGCGCAAGGAGUUGCGUGACGAGAUCUAUUGCCAGAUCUGCAAACAGCUCAGCGGCAACCCGUCCAAGACGAGUCAUGCGAGAGGGUGGAUCCUGCUAUCGCUAUGUCUUGGAUGCUUUGCUCCGUCGGAGAAGUUCGUCAAGUACUUAUGGUGUUUCAUCAAAGAGGGUCCGCCGGGAUACGCGCCUUACUGCGAGGAACGCCUUCGAAGAACUCAACAAAAUGGUUGCCGUCACCAACCUCCCAGCUGGCUCGAACUACAGGCGACCAAGUCCAAGAAGCCGUUGAUGCUUCCCAUUACCUUCAUGGAUGGCACCACCAAGACCCUGCUUGCCGACUCAGCCACCACGGCGCGGGAACUGUGCACUCAGCUAGCUGACAAGAUCUCGCUACUUGACCAGUUCGGCUUCUCGCUAUACAUCGCUCUCUUUGAUAAGGUGUCGAGUCUCGGUAGCGGCAGUGAUCACGUGAUGGACGCCAUCUCGCAGUGCGAGCAGUACGCGAAGGAGCAGGGAGCUCAGGAGAGGAAUGCGCCAUGGAGGCUGUUUUUCCGUAAGGAGAUCUUCUCCCCCUGGCACGACCCCACCAUGGACAAGAUCGGCACCAACCUUAUUUACCAGCAGGUCAUCCGGGGAAUCAAGUUCGGCGAGUACAGAUGUGAUCGGGAUGACGACCUAGCGGAGAUCGCGGCCAAGGAGUACUAUGUGGAGUACGGACGGGACAUGAUCCCGGACAGACUGAGUAGCUUGCUGACGUCAUACUUACCCGAGGCUCUCCUCCAAUCAGGGCGCAGCGCCCACGAAUACUGGCACGGCAUGAUCCUGGCCGCUCACAAACGGGCACACUACACGCUAAGCGGGACGGAGCCGCAGCUCGUCAAGGAAGACCUGGUGACUUACGCUCGCUUCAAGUGGCCGCUGCUCUUUUCACGCUUCUACGAGGCGUACCAAUUUUCCGGGCCGAGCUUGCCUAAGAAUGACGUCAUCAUCGCGGUUAACUGGACCGGUGUGUAUGUCGUGGACGACCAGGAGCACGUGUUACUAGAUCUGCAGUUCCCGGAUAUUACUAGCGUCACAAGCAGCAAGACGAACCGCUUAGAGGGCUCCAGCUUCACCAUCACCACAGUCAAAGGCGACGAGUACACUUUCACUUCCGCUAACUCCGAGGACAUCCGGGAGCUUGUGCAGUUUUUCCUGGACGGUCUGAGGUCAAGGUCAAAGUAUGUGGUCGCGCUGAUGGACUACCAAAGCCCAGGUGAGAGCUCGUCUUUCCUGAGCUUCAAGAAGGGCGACCUUAUUAUCCUCGACUCGGACACGGGAGAGACGGUGCUUAAUUCCGGCUGGUGCUCCGGGCUGUGCGAGAGGACGGUCAAGAGGGGCGACUUCCCAGCUGAAUGCGUCUACGUGUUACCCACCACUACGAAGCCCGGGCCUGAAAGCUUGAUUGCUUUCAGCGACCAGUCUUCGGAGAAUUCCGAGAAAAUCAUCGCGACGACGAAAACCGCUAUAUACCAGGAAGACCAGGAAACGUUUGAGAAGCCUUGCACUUUGGAGACGUACUCGGUGGAUCACUUUAUGCCACCACCUAAACGAACCCUGUCCAAGACGCUACAGUCACAGGUCAAGCGGAAGGACAAGAACAUACCGUGGGCCUUCACAAAGGACCCCAUCAAGCAGCCCCUGCUCAAGAGACUGGCUGGACAAGAGGAACUGGCACAGAAAGCUUGUCAGGUCUUUUUGGCCAUCAUGAAGUACAUGGGGGACUAUCCGUCCAAACGAUCAAGGCAGGCCACGGACUUGACAGAUGCGAUAUUCGAACCCGCCCUGCUUCAUGAGCCCCUUCGAGAUGAAGUGUACUGCCAACUGAUUAAACAAAUCACGGAAAACAGAUUGCCGUCGAGUUUUGAUCGUGGCUGGGAGCUCUUGUGGCUGUGUACUGGCAUCUUCGCUUGCAGCGCUGUCCUCCUGCGAGAAGUCAAUCAAAUUUUCCGCUCUUGGGUAUCCCGUCAGCCCCUUGGGCAUGACUGCUUGGCGCGCCUGCAGAAAACCAUCCGCGUAGGACAGCGGAAGUACCCUCCGCACAUUGUCGAGGUUGAAGCAAUCCAGCAUCAAACUACGCAGAUUUUCCACAAAGUCUACUUCCCAGACGACAGUGACCAGGCUUUCGAGGUGGACUCGGGGACCAAGGCAAAGGAGUUCUGUAACAUUAUCGCGCAGAGGCUGGGCCUCAAGUCUGCGGAGGGAUUCAGUCUCUUUGUCAAAAUCACAGAUAAAGUGAUCAGUGUACCGGAGGGGGAUUUCUUUUUUGAUUUCGUCAGACAUUUGACUGAGUGGUUAAAGAAAGCGGGACCAACCAAGGAUGGUCGGACUCCCAACCUGACUUAUCAGGUGUUUUUCAUGAAGAAGCUGUGGACGAACACUGUGGUAGGCAAAGACCCUGCUGCAGACUGCAUCUUCCAUUAUCACCAGGAACUCCCUAAGUAUCUUCGUGGUUAUCACAAGUGCAUCAAGGAAGAGGCGGCCCAACUAGCGGCGUUAAUCUACAGAGUCAAAUUCGGCGAAGACAAGUCACAGUUCCAGAACAUUCCGCGAAUGGUUAAGGAGCUCAUCCCACAUGAUCUUGUCAAACAGAUGUCUCCUGACGAAUGGAAACGGGCGAUAGUCGCGCAAUUUAACAAACACCCCGGCAGGACAAAGAGCGAAGCAAAGAUCUCGUUCCUGAAGAUAAUAUACAGAUGGCCUACGUUCGGCUCUGCAUUCUUCGAAGUCAAGCAAGGGACCGAGCCAAACUUCCCCGAUAAUUUACUGAUAGCUAUCAAUAAGAGCGGCGUGAACCUGAUCAACCCACAGACCAAGGAAAUUCUCGCGACGUACCCGUUCACGAAGAUCUCUAACUGGAGUAGCGGUAAUACGUACUUCCACAUGACGAUAGGAAGCCUGGUCAAGGGAAGCAAACUUCUAUGCGAAACUUCUCUGGGAUACAAAAUGGAUGAUCUCCUGACUUCUUACAUAUCCCUGAUGCUGACGAAUAUGAACAAACAGCGCAAAGCGCCCGCCCUUAGAGCGGUCAAAAAGUGACGUCACGCAUUCACCAAUCGCUACAGUCCAGCUCCACCAUCCCUCAUAAUGAUGAGGUAGUCUCUUCAUAGGAAUACCUCAGAAUGAAGUCAUUGUGAAAUUGAAUGGUUACGAAGUGACGACAACAUGUCUAAUUAUUUAUAAUUUGUAAACGUUAUUUAAAGACGAACUCGCAUUGAAGUGGGAAUUCUUCGUGUGGUGUUGUUUCACCUGCAGCGCCGCUUUUCUAGAGCGCGAUUGGCAAAAUUCAUGAUUCAUUCAUGUCUGAGUGUGGUCGUAAGGUGUGCAUUGGUUUUGGUGACUUAGGACGUGUGCUAUCUGUGAAAUAAGUUUCUUGUUUUACUUCGAGCAGUGCAUUGUCACCUGGUCUACAGGUUAAUAGUUGUGGUACAUCAUGAACUCACAUCGUUUGUGUCUAGACAUAAACGUGGUCCCUAGAUACAGCUUGUGUAUGGCUCACUGUGAAGGUGGUCCCUAGGUACAGCUUGUGUGGUGCAGCGGGUUAAUGCAUGGCUCACUGUGAAGGUGGUCCCUAGGUACAGCUUGUGUGGUGCAUUUGGUUGGUAAAUGCCUCACUCUGCUGUGGUCCCUAGGUACAGCUUGUGUAUGCCUCACUUUGCUGUGGUCCCUAGGUACAGCUUGUGUGGUGCAGUGUGUUGGUGCAUGGUUCACUGUGCUGUGGUACCAAGAUACAGCUUGUGUGGUGCAGUGUGUUGGUGCAUGACUUACUGUGCAAGUGGUCCCUAGGUACAGCUUGUGUAUGCCUCACUUUGCUGUGGUCCCUAAUUACAGCUUGUGUGGUGCAUCUUGUUAGUGCAUGGCUCACUGUGCUGUGGUCCAUAGGUACAUCGUGUUAGUGCAUGACUCACUGUGCAAAUGGUCCCUACUGGUGUAACCUGUACGGCGAAGUGAGAUUUUUGACGCUGUGUUCUAUGAUAUUUACAACGCGAAAUUGCUUCUAUAGGUGUAACAUAUUGCAUUUAUCCAAUUAAUCUGACCUUAAUUUAGGCUUUUAGUAGAUAUACUCAUUACAUUAUUAAUGUGUUUUUAGCCAGGAUGCCCAAAGAACGAAGUAGCAGCUGUUAGUAUUUUAAUAACUUUGCGCAUGGUAUAAAUAUGGUAUUUAUUAUAACUAUUUAAGCAAUAAGCAAAUGAAUUACAUAAAAGCAUCAAGACAGCUAUUGAUUUGGUUUCUAUUUUGGUUGUUAUAUGUUUUAAAGAAUCCAAUUCCUAGAAAUAUUUCUAAGAUGAAUUCACGCUAAGGUGUCACAUAACAGUAAUAGAAUUGCAUCCAUUUUAUAAUCACUGUUUUCCAAGAAGUAUUUAAUUAAAAUGUAGUUAGAUAUUAGUUGUAAAGAACUGAGUAAAGUUGUGUAAAAUCUAUAACAGCUAGUAUUAAGCACAGAGUACCAAUAAAUGAAUUUCCAUGAAAA